Molecule: messenger RNA, 8887 nt
Organism: Diabrotica virgifera virgifera (western corn rootworm)
Lineage: Eukaryota; Metazoa; Arthropoda; Insecta; Coleoptera; Chrysomelidae
Exons: 10
Coding region: 311-5161 (1616 amino acids)
Biological process (GO): regulation of DNA-templated transcription
Cellular component (GO): nucleus
Source: RefSeq, a predicted model, not a curated record
AUUUUAUUGAAUUUUUAAAUGUUAAACCAUGAAAAGCUGUUCCCUUAUUGUACUUCUAUGCCCUUUUAUAAUUUUCAACACGAAAUAUAUAAAAAAUUGCAUACAUUCGAUACUAUAUCCAAUAAUUAUUCAUCUCAAACCCUCAUUCACCAGAGUGCUUGCACGACGCAAAGGAGCGCCAUUUUCUUAACCUUAAGGCGGGGAUAUGUGAAUUUGUUAUUAAAUAUGUGGCCCUUCAUAAAUGUUGGAUAUUUUAGUCCAGAACGUCAACGGUUGUCGUAAAGAUAACAAGAAAUAAAGUAGAUUCGUUAUGGAAAAUGGUCCAAAGGACCCUUUUUUAGAAGCAUGGGUGUCAGAGCACACAAAAAAUGGAGUAGUGGCCCCUGUAACAACAAAAUUCCCUGGCGGGAAUGAUGCUACUAAUCAACUAGAGAAGUUAGAUUGUGAAGUUCCAAAAAUUAAUGGGGAUAGCACCAGAAUUAAUAAUAUAGAAGAGAAUUCUUAUAGCUCAGAAAGUGACGCCUUGGUAAUUAAUGAGAGUGAUAACAGGCAAGAAAGUAGUAAAACUGAGUUAUACAAAAAUUUGACAUUAAAUAAUAGUGAAAGAGACAUUUUAAACAAUGUUAGUGAAUCAGUGACUCAUUCUAAUCCAUACUUCAAUGAAUCUCUGUUUGAAUUAUCACAACUGCACCAAACCAGCCAGGAGGACGAAUUAGUGGUUAAUACUAAAGACAACAAAUUCGAAAAAAGUGUUAAAAAGUUAAAAAAGAAACUCAAACCAAAACAAAGAAUAACCGAGUAUGCUCAAUAUCUAGGUUUACAACCUUCUGUUCAGUUUAAGUGCUUUAAGUGUAAUAGGGCCGGUUUCGAAUCAUUACCAAGUCUACAGGAACAUUUAGUUCAGUGCGAUGAAGAAAAUGUCCAAGAAGUGUCACAGGAUAACAAUUAUUCUGGCUUUAAGUUAACAAGGAAAGUAUUUUUGUGUUCGGCAUGUGGUACAUACUAUGAAAACUGGAAUUUGUACAUACAUAUGCUGGAGUUCCACAAACGAUUCAUAUGUUUAUACUGUUUAGGAAUGUUUUCAAUUUUAGAAGAUCUGUGUCAGCAUAUUCAGUCUAGACACAAUCUCGAACCUGGUUACAAAAAUACACUUGAUGAAUUUUUUAAUGUUUAUAACGAACCUUGCUAUUUAGCUUGCUGUGAAUGUGACAAACUGUUUAGUGAACAAGACAAUUUUUUCUAUCAUAAUUGCACUGGUAAGAAUAAAUUUAAAAAGCAACCAGUCAAACAACUGAUAACCCCUGAAAACCACGUAACAGGAGAAUCGGAGACACAUAUUGAAAAUAUAGAAGAAGAAACUGUAAAUCCGCAAACUGAAAAUCCAGAAAAUACACAAGUUAUGGAAAACUGUAAUGAUAUGCAAGAAAAUAUAACAGACAGCAUUGAAAAUGAAAAAUACAAAGACGACGAAGUUCCUAAGAUAGAUACGAAUAUAAAAAACGAAGAAAUAGAUGAAAAUAGUCACUCUUCAAAAGAAAAUAAUACAUCUGAGAAAAUGUUUAAAGAACAAAAUGAUUUUUUAGAACACUUAAAUCAUCAUGAUGAUAAUGAUAAUCAUCAUGAUGAUAAUGAUGAUAAUCAUAAUGAUGAAAUUCAUAGUCCUGGUUUGACUAUAGAUCAUGAAAAUACUAAUAAUUGUAAUGAUAAUUAUGAUACUUCAAGUAACAAAUCAAAUGAUCAAAAUGAUUUGAAUGAUGUUCAAGCAGACGAAGAGAAUAACAAAGAUGAUAAUGAUAAAGAAGAACCUGAAGAAUAUAAAGAAGAUACUCGAAAAGUUCCGAAGCUAUCACUUAAAUUGCCAAAAUUUGAUGCUUACGAAGCAGAUCCUGAAGACAGCAAUGAUAGUGAAAAGCUUACUAUGGAAAUAGAUCAAAUAGAAAGCGAGUAUGAAAAUGAUAUAGAAAACGGAGACGAACAUCCUAGUAAAGACCAAGACCAAGAUAUUGAUGAAGUUAAAGAAGAACCGAAAGAAGCAGAACAAGAAGAAUCUGCUAAAAAACUAUCACCACAGAUCGCUGUUGCCGGGCCAGAUACUGCAAUUAUAGAGUUACAAUUAGAGCAGCCGUUAGAUAAGUUUGACCCUCGAGUUUUGUUGCAGAAGUGCUUGAAAAUGACUGCACCUACUUGUAUAUAUUGUAAUCACGCACGAAAGAUCUCUGUUAAUGGGAAGCAGCUGGGAUUGCAUUGUAUAGCAGAGCAUAGGUUUUCAGCUACAGUCAAUAGCAUUACUGCUGAAGAACUGAUACCCCAAAACUUUGUAAAUAGGAUAAUGGAGAGUUUAGAAGAGCUAUCUUCGGCAUUCUUCAGCUUAGAAUCCAGUUUUAGUGACGAAGCAAUAACAUUCUCCCAUGGAUUUGAAUGUUUCCAAUGCCAUUUCAGCACAACAGUUCACAAAGAACAUUAUCUUCACAAUCGAAGAUUCCAUUCGAAAAGUCUGUUGCUUUGUAUUAUGUGUAAAUCAAACUUCUAUACUUACAGUGAACUAGUGUGCCACUUGUGUCCUGGCGUGUACAUUUUAGACUAUGAAUUAAAAUUUAAGUGUUGUAUGUGUGUGCAUGAUGAUCUACCUAGUUCUUUUCGAUUGAUGGUACAUCUUAGGAAGAAACAUAAUGUUUGUGAUGUGUGUUUGGACAGCUGUCAUACUCAACAUCGACUGUCAAAUCAUGUGUGGAAGCAUAAGUUACAUCAUUUUUGUUACAGGUGUGCAAUUGCAUAUAGAAAUAAAUCAGAUAUUCAAAGGCAUCUCUUCUGGAAACACGGUACAGAGAGCGUCCCAUGCAAGAAAUGUCUACAGAGGAAAUGGCGUCAUGUCUACCACUUCUGUGUUCCCCCUGCUAGUUUCAGUUGUGAUGAGUGUGCAUUGUCACUUCGAAGUGCAGUUGCGCUUAAAGUGCAUAAACGGUUGCAUACUGAUGAAAAGAAACAUUCUUGUACAUUUGAAGGCUGUGAAGAAAAGUUUAUAUCGAAGAAAUUAUUAGAGAAGCACAUGAAGAGGCAUUUAGAGCCCCCAGAAGAACCUAAAGUAGAAGAGAAGGAGCCAAUAGCUGAAGAAAUAAAGGAAGAGGUCGAUAACAAUGAGGAAGAGCCCAAAAAAGAAGAAGAAAAAGCCGAAGAAAAGCCCAAACAGAAAAUCGACGUAUUAGAAGAUCUCCCAGCUCUUAAUCUUUCAGAAAGUGAUAGUAGCAGUGACUCUGAGGCAGAACCAGAACCACAGAUUAAACCAGAACAAAAACCAGAUUCUGUGACUGAGCUUGAACCUCCUGGAGAUUUACCUCCUUUAGACAUAUUACAACAAGAGAAAACCAGUUCUGACUUUCCCAUGGAAGAAAUUUCAAAUAUAGUUAUGCAGAACAUUUGGGAUAACUUUCAGAAUUACCAACAGCAACAGCAUAAGUUGGACACCAUGUUUGGCGAUCAAGAGAAAAUGGAAGAAGAUAUUGUAGAUAGUUAUGUUGAAAAGUCUGAUAAUUUUAUUAUAGAUAUAAUAAUGAGAGAUCACAAUUAUUGUGCUAAACUUGAGGAUGUCCCUAAAGAUACAACAAUAGUUGAAGUUAAGCCUGCUCUUAAUGAAAGUGUAGACCAUGACUACUGUUUUGUAAAACCACAAAUAGAAGAAGAAAAAGUGGAACCAAUACCUGAACCACCGGUUGAACCUCCUAAGGUAGAAGCGAAACAAGAAAAAAAACCUGGCAGCUCCUCGAGUAGUAGUAGCAGUGAUUCGGACUCAUCUAGUUGUUCAUGUGGUUCUAAUUGUAGCUGUAGUUCAAGUUCAGGCAGCUCCAGUUCGUCGUCAGAUAGUUCUAGUUCUGAAAGUUCUUCUGAAGAAGGUAAAAAGAGGCAAUUAGCCAAGAAGCAGAAGAGGAAAGAAAGAGCGAAGAAACUGAAAGAAGAAAAAGAAAAGGCUACCAAAGUUGAUGUAGUAACGGAUGCUGCUCCCGUAAUUAUUGAAACCCCUAUCCGAGAAUCAGACUUGGAAACGACAGAAAGUGAUACGGAUGAGGAAUUCUAUGACAUCGCCCCACACUUGCUGGCCAAAAAGAUUCUCGAAGAGAAACGCCAACAACUUCUCGAAUUAAUGGGUCCAAAUAAUGUUCCAAACGGCUCAUUUAUAGAAAGCACAAGCAGGCCACCUACGCCACCUCCAGAAGUCGUAGAGCAGGAACACGAAGAAAAAAGAAAGAAGAAAUCAAAAUCGAAAAAGAAAAAAAAGAGGAGGGCAGAGAAGAGGCCAGCAGAAGUUAUCGAGGAAGUUACAAAUAAUAUUAUCUCACCAGAUAUACCCAUUCCACCGUAUUACCAACAAUUCCAUCAGCAGAUCCAACAGCAACAGCAGCUGCAACAACAGCAAGAACAACAACAGCAAAUCCAGCCGCAGCCGCUCACUGUAGCUCCAAUUACCUUGACAAUUCCUAAAACUUCUCCAAUAUCUAGUCCUUCAGCUUCAGUGUCUACGCCAGUUCAAACAGCACCUUACUCUAAAGUACAAACUGAGUCUCUAUAUAGUAGGCGAGAUUCGUCUGAGUCUAGUUUGAGGGCGUCAAAACGUCGUAGGGUACCCAACAAAUUCUAUGGAUAUUCUAGCGACGAAGACCAGGAGAAGCCGGCAACAAAAUGGCGUAAAACUGAUACACCUCAAACUCCACGAUCACCCUUAGUAGUUCCUCCAAUAACGAUAAGGGCUCAGCCAACCCCUCCUCCUCCACCUCAACCGACUAUAGAACCUAUUUCGAUUCGGACGGGAACUCACCUCAGCGAUUUUAGGGUGCAACGGCCAAGGCCAAAGCCGAGCAUACCGCCCAUUCGACUGCUGGGUCGGCAUCUUGGGGGAGAUGGAGACAGCGAGAGCGAUUCUAACGAUUCUAGUUCCGAAGAGCCUAGUAUCACGCCCAAACCUGCGCAGCCACAACUCUACUGUUACUGCCAAUGUCCAUAUGAUGAGGUAUCGGAGAUGAUCGGCUGUGAUGCCACCGAUUGUGACAUCGAAUGGUUCCAUUUCGAAUGCGUCGGAAUCAUGGUUCCGCCCAAAGGACAAUGGUUCUGCCCUGAUUGCAGAAAGAAGAAAGCCAGAAGGGAGUUAAUGGCCAACAUGAAAAAUAAUUAAAUUAGUAAAAAACUAGGUGUUUAGUGACUAAAAGUGCGAAAAGAGAUGUGACGUGCUUCGUGGUUUUGGACACUUAUUGAAUUUUGACUAUUAUAGGUAUUAAUAUUCUCUCAUUGAUUUGUUUAGUUAAACCGUAUUGGCAGUUCAAAUGCUGAAAGUAUUCAUAAAAAAAGAUAAUUUAUGUCCACAAGUACAAAAAAAACUAAUAAUGCCAAUAAUAUUUAUUGUAUGUCAUUUAAAUUUGUCUCGAGCUGGAAUAUUUGUUAAUAUAAUAUAGAUCUGGAUCAUUAAAUUUGUUCUUUUAAUUCUGUAUUUACAUUUACGAGCCCUAACAAAUAUAUGUUGGAACAAGCAGUUAUUUUGCGAAUAAAAUGCCAAUUUACCGAAAUUAUUUUAUAUUUACUUAUCUUUUUUUUUUAAAUUGUAGAUACGAUUAACAACAUUUUUUUUAUGUGUAGAAUUAUUUUUACGGUUUAAUUAUGUAUUUUAUGUUUAGUAUUAAUUAUUCUUUAAUUAAUUGUUGGAUAAUCGAAAAAUGCUGACAACUAAAUAUUGGAACAAGAGGUUUUUAACAAAUAAAAAUAAAAAUUAAUAAGGCGUAACGUCGCCCUUGGCUUAAAUAACAGCCUGAACUCUAUUAGGCAUUGUAUCAACUAGGCCUUCGGGGGUGAAACUAUCCAAUAUUUCUUGCAAUUUAGCGUAUAUAUGUAGUUGUGACAAAGUACGCUAAGGGUUAUUUCUUAGGCGUUAUUUAAUUUUGUGCCUCUAUUCGAUUGUACUAGUACACUUUAGAAGACCAACAAUAAGCAUUUUUUCAAGAUUUUUGUUCUCAGAACCUUUAUUAAAAAUGAACAUAAAACUUUUUAUAUGUUAAUAUCUAACUCUUAGAGAAUACAAAAAAUAUAUAUUUUUUCAUUUAUGUACGUACACCAAUAUUGUAGAGAGUCGAGGCCUCGAAAAAAAGUAGUUUGGAUUGGGAUCUCUGAAACAAAAAAAUCGUACGCCAUUUGAAAAAGGAAGGUUUCUUACGUGACAAUUUACCACCGUUAGUAAAAAAUUCCCCAAAAAAAAAGAUUUUACGAAAAUUUGAAAAAAUUUUGUGAAAAAAUCACCCGUUUUGCUUCAGUUUUUCAUGGUUAAAAAAUAUUUAUUUUUAAUUUUUUGGUCAAAUUGUGGUAAAUUGUCACGUGAGAAACCUUCCUUUUUCAAAUGCAGUACGAUUUUUUUAUUUCAGAUAUCCCAAUCCUGAGAUUAACAGUCCGCCAUAAUUUUUCGAGGCUUCGACUUUUGCGCCCUCUACAAUAUUAGUGUACGUGCAAAAAUUAAAAAAAAAUAUUUUUUGUACUCUCUAAGAGUUAGAUAAUUAUAUGAAAAAAGUUUUAUGUUCAUUCUUAAUAAAGGUUACGAGAAAAAAAUUCUUGAAAAAAAUUAUUAUUUUUAGUCUUCUAAAGUGUACUAGUACCUUAAGAUCCGGGCUGCUAGAAGGAUGUGACAAAACUUUAAUGUCAUGUUCACCCAUCCAUUUCUUUGGUAGAUUUAGCUGUAUGGCAUGAGGCACCAUUCUAUUGAAAGAUAAAAUCUUCGCAUGGAUAUAUCGUUGCCGCACUUGGUAAAAACGAAUGUUCAAGGAUAUCUUGAUAUUUGGAUGAGUUUACUUUUGCCUUCAAUAAAAUGUAAAGUUCUCAAUCCUUUGGGCGACAUACAACCCCACACCAUGAUGUCCUGUGGAAACUUUACGGUCCUUUUGAGACAAUCUUUGUGGAAUGCUUCUGUUGUUUCCCGAUUCACACGCUUUCAGUAAUCUCCUACACAGAUAUCACAUUUGCUUUCCUCGCUAUAGAUAACUUUGUUAUCUAUAUCCCAGUUAAGUUUGAUCCACGAAAGUUGUGAUAUAGCCCAAAUAUAACGAUUCCUUUUUUGAGUUUUCGUCAACAAUAGUUUUCCUUUGGCAUAUUCGAAUAAAUAAAAAAUAGAAAAUUUAUAUCGCAAAGAAGAAUCUAUCAAAUAUACCUUAUCGAAACUAAGACCGAUUUUGCGGAUAUAUUUGCGACGGCAUUCUCUGGAAACAUUCUUCCUAAUUUCUCUAUAUCAUCUAGCGGUUACUUCUCGUAGUGUAUUUCUUCUUACCGACUUACAAAUUCUAAUUGAAUGCCUUACAUUCCUUUGAGAAAUAGCUUUUGGACGGCCUGAGCUUUGCCGCAUCAACACUGGCAGUUUCACCGUAUUUCUUAAUUGUAUUAAACACAGUAGUUGCUACAGUCAAUUCACUGGAAAUUUCACGCAUUGUUUUCCCUUUUAGUCCAAGAGGCAGCGCUGAAAAAUCUCUCUGAAUUUACUAAAGUAGCUUUUUCACAGUUAAUUACUGUGAUUGUAUAGAGAAACAUACUGCGGUCGGUCAAGCGAAACGUAGAACUGAUAGGUUAUCAAAGUUGCUUUCCUACGAAGGUAAUGCAAUCCAUUUAAUAAGGCUGAAAAUGAGCAUUAAAACAUUCUAAAUUGAAUAUAAAUAAAAGUUAUUAUAGUCGGUCAGCUGUAUGACGGGACAGAGCCGGUCGGUCGGCCGCAGUGAAUUUACAUGGUUAUUCAUUAUACUUUGACCCCCCUGUAAACUCUUUUAUUUACAGAAUUAGAAAAAAAUGUAAACUAUAAAAUUUAUUCGAUUUUUAAAUUCUGAUUUUUUGACAUAUCGUACUAACCCAUCAGUAACCCCUGUUCUACGUUUCGCUUGACUGACCGCAGUAUGUUUCUCUACACAAUCACAGUAACCAACCAUGAAACAACUAGCUUUAAUAAAUUCAGAGAGAUUUUUCGGCGCUGCGUCUCCCUCCGUCUAUUUGGUACAGAAGAAUAAUAAUUUCUCGCACUUUUGGAUCAGUAGGUUUUCCACGUGCCAUGAUUGUAUUUUACUUGUAAUAAAACUGACGGUUGUUAAUUUAUUCAUAUUCAAAUGACGCGUUAUAAUUAUUGUUAACAACAAACUAGCUACUCGUAUGUUUGAUUUCAAAGCCUUCUUUCCGCCAGGCUGAUAAAACUUCACGCGUUUCUUGCCAGGCACGCUAAAACGCUAGGAAAAUCAAAAAAUGUUGCAAAUAUUUAGUUGUGGGCAGUUUUCGAUUAUUAAACAAUUAAUUGAAAAGUAAUCAACAUAAAAUAUAUAAUUAAACCGUAAAAAUAAUUCCAUACAUCAUAAAAAAUGUUAAUUUAAAAAAAUUUAAAUAAAAGAAUUUCGGUAAAUUGGCAUUUUAUUCGCAAAAUAACUGCUUGUUCCAACAUGUAGUUGUUAGUGCUCGUAAUACUAGUGGCUGUAAUAUUUAGCAAUGGUGAUAUAUAUAUUUGUAAAUAUAUGAUAAAUGGUAGAAUUUAUGCGUUUGGGAAUAAAUUAAAAACUGACUGCAUUGAAAAUUUGAUCUAUUACAUAUCAGUUUCAUAUUAAUUUCAACAAACCCUAUGUUUUUUAACAUGUGGUACUGCUGUUGUUUGGUAUGGUAUAAUUUUUUCCACAAGUGGUUUAAAAAUUAACAAAAAAGUUUGCAACUUAGUACAUAAUUUAAUUAGUCCUACCACUUUGGUUUUCUGUACGUACUAUGAUACCAUACAAAAUGGUACCAUGGAAUUAUGCUAUCUAUUCGAUACGCGUUUUAUUUUUUCUUGUCAUUUGUAUAUUUUUUAGCAUAUGGUUUUGAUAUUUAAUGUUAUGUUCGAUAUUAAAUCUGAAAGUAAACUGGA